Messenger RNA from Fusarium sp. VM40, 1158 nucleotides. The record is from the annotation of a GenBank genome assembly. NCBI's taxonomy places the organism in Eukaryota, Fungi, Ascomycota, Sordariomycetes, Hypocreales, Nectriaceae.
AUGGCCACUGCAGCAGUUACUGUUAUCAAACCUAACGGACCCCUUCCGGGUGUUCAGUCUUCGGAGAACUCCAAUGAGUUGCCCCGACCUUACAAGUGCCCUCUUUGCGAUAAGGCUUUCCACCGCCUAGAGCAUCAGACCCGACACAUCCGCACUCACACUGGCGAGAAGCCUCAUGCCUGCCAAUUCCCCGGCUGCAGCAAGAAGUUCUCCCGAUCUGAUGAGCUUACCCGUCACUCUCGUAUUCACAACAACCCCAACUCAAGGCGAGGUAACAAGGCCGCCCAGGCACACCAGCAGCAGCAGCAUCAAAUGCACCAGCAGGGCAUCCCGCACCAUAUGCUUCCAGAUGGAAUGAUGGCGCCGCCUCCUGCCCCCAAGACAAUUCGCUCUGCUCCCGGCUCUGCCUUGGCCUCGCCUAAUGUUUCUCCCCCUCACUCUUACUCUACCUUCGCCUUGCCGGUUUCUGCUGUUCACUACAACCGUGGCGGCGAUAUCUCCAUGCUGGCUAAGGCUGCUACUCAGGUUGAGCGCGAGACUUUGACAGCCCCUCCUCACCACAACAACCACCGUCACCACCCUUACUUUGGCCACGGAAUGCACAGCUCCCGAGGCCACUUGCCUACGCUUUCCUCUUACCAUAUGGGUCGCUCUCAUUCACACGAGGACCCCAGCGAUGACCAUUACUCUGGUGCCAUGCGACAUGCCAAGCGCUCAAGGCCCAACUCCCCCAACUCAACAGCUCCUUCUUCGCCAACCUUCUCUCACGACUCUUUGUCCCCUACUCCCGACCACACUCCUAUCGCCACUCCCGCUCACUCUCCCCGUCUGCGACCAUUCUCCUCUGGUUAUGAGUUGCCCAGUCUCCGAAACUUGUCUCUCCAGCACAACACGACGCCUGCUCUGGCUCCUAUGGAGCCUCAUCUCGAGCAGAGUCAGUUCCAGCAAGGAGCUGCCCCCACCACACAGCCUCGCCCUACAGGCAUGUCUUUAACGGACAUUAUCAGCCGACCCGAUGGAUCUCAAAGAAAACUUCCAGUUCCUCAGGUUCCCAAGGUUGCUGUUCAGGACCUCCUUUCUGACAACGGAUUCAGCCACAGCGGCAGAAGCUCAGGCACUAGUAGUCUGGCUGGCGGUGAUCUCAUGGAUCGAAUGUAG